This is a messenger RNA of Saccoglossus kowalevskii, 630 nucleotides long. RefSeq lists its product as uncharacterized. The record is from RefSeq and is a predicted model, not a curated record. Gene Ontology annotation, biological process: proteolysis. Lineage: Eukaryota; Metazoa; Hemichordata; Enteropneusta; Harrimaniidae. Gene Ontology annotation, molecular function: serine-type endopeptidase activity.
GGAACAACCGCUAACAUCGUAGCUGGAUGUGAUGCCGUUACGGAUGGAGGCACUCAGCCUGGCGUUGCUUCAAUGUCACUUGGCGGCGGUGAAAGUCUUGCCAUGGACUCAGCUGUAGAGCGAAUGAUAGCUGCUGGAUACACUGUAUCAAUAGCUGCCGGAAACGACGAUGCACUUGCAUGCAAUACCUCACCAGCUAGAGUGGAAGCUGCUUUGACAGUUGGUGCCACUGAGAGCAAUGACCAACGUGCACCAUAUUCUAACUUUGGUGGUUGUGUCGAUAUCUUUGCACCUGGAAGUGAUGUUAGAAGUUCCUACAAUACCGAUGACAGUGCGUACGCAGUUCUCAGCGGAACUUCAAUGGCAUGCCCACACGUAACAGGUGUUGCUGCUGUUCACUUGGGUGCUGGUACUUGCAGUAAUAAUGCUGCAUGCAGAAACAAAAUACUCGCAGACGCAACUACGGGAGUGGUCGGUAAUCCAGGAAUUGGAUCCCCUAAUCUCCUGUUGUAUUGUGCUUAAAGGAAUUGCGUUUAACGGGUAAGCGAUUGCAGUUCACAGUGGAAAAAUAAAAUGAAUGUCGAAUGAAGGGUGAUUGUGAUUUCAUGCGAAUGUAGAUGCAAAAAUUUA